GUAAGCAGUAGUAAGCUCGGCGACAUAUUGACGGCGAGGCUCGCUACUAUAGAACAGGAAACGACUGUCGAUAAGAGACGGUCCAUCGACAUGUCCACCUAGUCAGCAUUCAGUUGUUUUCAUUGUUUCAACAAGCGCAAUACCGAACGACCACGUCUUGUCUUGUUUCUGACACGGUGACCACGACAUGUCGCAAAAGGCUCUUAUCCUCGAAAAGGUUGGCACUCCGUUGGUGCUGAAAUCCCGGCAUAUACCAGAGCCAAACGAGAAUCAGAUACUACUGAAGAUCGUCGUAGUAGGACUCAACCCCCAUGACCAGAAGAUCCGCGACCACGGCCUCAUUAUCACUCCCGACCAUCUGCCUUACAUCACCGGCAAUGACAUUGCGGGAGUAGUAGAGAAGGUCGGAUCGGAGGUAACCAACUUCAAGCCGGGGGACCGCGUCUUCGCGCAAGCCGACAGCUUCAGCGGGCCCGAUGGAGGCGGCGUGCAGCAAUACGCCAUCUCACCGGCCGACCUGGUCGCUCCCAUCCCAAGCUCUCUAUCCUUCGACGAAGCAGCCACGCUCCCCACCGUGGCCAUGGCAUCCUUUGUCGCCCUCUUCCACCCCUCCGGCCUCGGCCUGCCUGCCCCUUAUUCCAGCGAGCGCGAGUCGUUUGACUACCAGCAUUGCAGCCUGCUCGUCAUCGGCGGCGGAUCCAACUGCGGCAAGCUAGCCAUCCAAUUUGCGCGGCUGGUCGGGUUCGGGACCAUCGUCGCUCUCGCAGGCAAGACGCCCGAGAAAGAGGCUGAGUUGAAGGAGCUCGGCGCGACUUACGUAUUGGAUCGCCACGCCGCGGAUGUAGAGGAGCAAUGCCGUAGCAUUAUUGGCGACGACUUGCUCUACGCCCUCGACGUGGUUAACCACGACCCCGCGGCGCGUGCCCUUGGCGUAUCGCUACUCUCGAAUAGCAAACGGGGCAUUAUAGCGACGUUACUACCGGGUGGCGUAGAUAAGUCAAAGGUUGGGAGCAAGGUGGCCGGAUACGAGGUGAGAUUUACGCAAGGGGCGGGACACCUUCAUCGGGAGAUGGGACGGCUAUUCUGGAAGCAUCUGCCAGGUUGGCUAGAAGCUGGCGAAAUCCGCCCGCUGGGGCAUUACAGCACUAUUAGUGGGCUUGAUGAGAGGGCGGUUAAUAAGGCGUUGGAUGCGUAUCGCGAUGGUAGCGGCGCUAUAAAGGUGAAUGUUCACCCUCAUGAAGCCUCUUAGAGUAUAGCUUUGCAAGUAAUAAGUACUACUGUAGGAGCCAUUACUCCUCUGCUUGUGAUCC
Chaetomium strumarium is the source of this 1310-nucleotide messenger RNA. RefSeq names its product chaperonin 10-like protein. Gene Ontology annotation, molecular function: oxidoreductase activity, acting on NAD(P)H. The record is from RefSeq and is a predicted model, not a curated record. The transcript has 2 exons. Bases 188 to 1249 code for a protein of 353 amino acids. NCBI's taxonomy places the organism in Eukaryota, Fungi, Ascomycota, Sordariomycetes, Sordariales, Chaetomiaceae.